Molecule: messenger RNA, 1277 nt
Organism: Punica granatum (pomegranate)
Lineage: Eukaryota; Viridiplantae; Streptophyta; Magnoliopsida; Myrtales; Lythraceae
Source: RefSeq, a predicted model, not a curated record
AGGAUUGGAGUCUGAAGACGCCCUGUGACAGUGAAGUCCAGUCAUGGCAAGGCAAAAGACAAAGAGGGUCUUCGUUCGGGCACUCUCAUGGGCGCCUUCCAAGAAUUGGACUAUCCACAGAAACGAAAAGAAACAGACGGAGUUCAUGGCGUUCUUGAGCUGAAAAGAGCUACAGAGCGAGCAUGAGAUGAGAUGGGAGCUGCUCAGAAUCACAACCUCGGACAUCCCUUCUCUCUCUACCCUUCAUAUCUUCCAUGCCCAUCUCGUCCUCAGAGGUUCUCUCUGAAGUCUCUGUUCAGGAACCAGAGAUCCGUCAAGAAGCAGAUAAGAAAUCUUGCUGGGAGAUGGAGUUUCCAUGUGAAAGAAAUGCUGAAGGCUGGAGAGUUGAGCAGAGAUGCCCUAGUUCAUGUGGUCAAAGAGGGUGAAACAUUAUCUUCCAUAUCAAAGCAAUAUGGAGUACCUAUCUAUAUGAUAGCAACUAUUAAUAGAGAUAUAGUUGAUCUCGAUGUUGUUUAUGAGGGACAGCACCUAAGAAUUCCCGCUCACCAUCGUUACACCCAGAAGACAGAGAGAAGUAGUUUGCUCAACUUCACUCUCAAUCCACAGCAAAUACAUAAGCGGGCAAUGAAUACCAUAAAUGGACUUUCAUUGCAGCAGCAGAACUUCACCUUGCUGAUCCCCCAAAAGUUACCACAUGCUAAAGCCACUGGUUAUUUUCUAGUUCUGGUCCCUCUUAUAGCAUUUUGCAUCAGAUGCGUAAUUGGCGUCUUUUGCACUAAAACCACUGGACCCUCCUUGAAAAAUCACCAUGAUGCCCACGAACCAGAACAACACCAUGAUGGCCCUUCUAGGAGUAUGAGAUGGAAAUCUGCACUUCUCGAACCUAAGGAACCUGAUACUGUGGACAUUGAGUCAGCAACAGACUUCAAUAACUCUGCAGAAGAUAACCAGACCGAGGUUUCUUUUGAGGAUAUUUCUGGUGGGUACAGGAAACUUGAAAUGGAUUAUCAGAAGUUCCUAUCCGAAUGUGGAAUUACCGAUUGCGGGUAUUGGCGAGGAGGCUCACCACCUGAAUGAACAAAGCAUUUGAUGUUUCCAUUUUUCCCUUUUUUCACUUACAGGGUGCUCUAGAGAAUAGAACAUUAUACUUCUAGCAAGUUGUGUGAUAGAGAUGCUUUAGUUAUUUCACGUCAAUUGAUAUCUGUGACAUUGUACAUCAAAGCUGUGUAGAAAAACCUCAAAUUUGUUUUUGUUUAUAGUUUUGGUUGCACCCUGAA